Molecule: messenger RNA, 2999 nt
Organism: Pistacia vera
Lineage: Eukaryota; Viridiplantae; Streptophyta; Magnoliopsida; Sapindales; Anacardiaceae
Product: disease resistance-like protein DSC1
Exons: 5
Biological process (GO): signal transduction; defense response
Molecular function (GO): ADP binding
Source: RefSeq, a predicted model, not a curated record
UGCGAGAAGUGCAAACGCUAGUAAACAUAUAUCAAGUAAACUUACCAAGAACUCCGAAGAUUCAGUCUGAUCGCUUCAAGCCAAGUUCGAUGGCUUCUUCUUCUUCGGGUACUCACCAAGUGAAGUAUGAUGUUUUUCUUAGUUUCAGUGGUGAGGACACUCGCAACGGUUUUAUUAGCCAUCUUGAUGUAGCUUUGAGCCGGAGAAAGAUUAAAUAUUUCAUCGAUGAUAAAAUUAGAAGAGGAGAUGAGAUUUCACCAUCACUUUUGAAGGCAAUUGAAGGAUCAAAGAUUUCAAUCGUCAUUUUUUCUAAAGGAUAUGCUUCUUCUAGUUGGUGCCUCGAAGAACUUGUUGCGAUCGUCAAAUGCAGGAGAAUGUACGGUCAGAUUGUGAUACCAGUUUUCUAUCAUGUAGAUCCAUCACAUGUAAGAAAACAAACGGGGACUUUUGGAGAUGCAUUUGCUGGGCAUGAAGUAAGAUUUAGGGAAAGAGAAGAGAUGGUGCAGAGAUGGAGGAAUGCUUUGACGGAAGCAGCCAAUCUAUCUGGCUUCGAUUCAAAUUCCAUCAGGUCUGAAUCAAAACUUAUGGAGACAAUUAGUGAACAUAUUUUGAAGAGAUUGAAUGAUAUGUCAUCUAGUGAUAACAAGAACUUGGUUGGAGUAGCAAUGAAGAUCCAGAAAAUUAAAUCUUUAUUGUUGAAGGGGUCGGAUGAAGUAUGUAAAGUAGGAAUUUGGGGUAUGGGUGGUAUAGGCAAGACUACUCUUGCCAAUGCAGUUUUCAAUGAAAUCUCUAGUCAAUUUGAAGCUUCUUCUUUUAUUCGAAACGUUAGGGAAGCAUCAAAUAAAAAUCAACUAUCUUACUUGCAAAAAGAACUUUUUUCUACAAUAUUAGAGGAUGGACAGCUCAAUAUAGGACUCACAUUCACAAAAGAAAGGCUUGGACAUAAAAAGGUUCUUAUUGUUUUUGAUGAUGUGACGGAUUUGAAACAAAUAAAAGAAUUAAUUGGAGAUCUAGAAUACCUGGGUUCUGAAAGUCGAAUCAUUAUAACUACGAGGGAUAAACAAGUGCUUUAAAAUUGUGGGCUGAAUGAUUCUACCAUAUAUGAGGUUGAAGGAUUAUGUAGUGAUGAAUCUCUUCGACUAUUUAAACAAUAUGCCUUCAAAAGAAAUGAUCAAAUUGAUGAAGUUUAUAUGAAGUUAUCAAAUAGAGUAAUAAGUUAUACACAAGGUUUGCCUUUAGCUCUUGAAGUCUUAGCUUGCUUUCUGCUUGGUAGAGAACAAUUUGAAUGGGAAAGUGCACUGGAUGAAUUAGGAACUGAUAAAAUAAGAGGCCUACACAUUGAUAUGUCUAAAAUGAGAAAGAUAGACUUAAACCCUCAUGCUUUCUCAGACAUGGAUAAUAUAAGAUUCUUGAUAGCAGAUGAAGCAAAAUAUAAUUACAGUAAGGUGUAUGGUUUUGAAGGCCUAGAAUUUGAUUUCACAGAGCUAAGAUGCCUCUCUUGGGAUGCUUACCCCUUCAAGUCGUUGCCGGUGAAAUUUUGUCCGGAGAACCUUGUUGUACUUAAGAUGCACCGUAGCAAACUUAAUCAACUUUGGACUAGUGUCAAGGAUCUUGCUCAUUUAAAAUACAUUAAUCUAAGUUACUCAUAUCAUCUACUUAAAGUCCCAGACCUCUCAAGGGCUCCUAAUCUAGAGAGCUUGAUUUUAGAAGGUUGUACAAGUUUGUUGGAGAUCACUUCUCCAUCUCGGAAUCUCAAUAAACUUGUUCAUUUGAAUCUAAGAAAUUGCAAAAGCCUUAUUAGUCUUCCACUUGGUAUUCAAUCAAAGUCUCUAAGAGAUGUUAUCAUCUCAAACUGCUCUAAGCUCAACACUGCUCCAAGGAUCUCAUGUAAUAUGGAACGAUUGUGUUUGGAUGGAACUGCAAUAAAAGAAUUAUCUUCUUCCAUCGAAAGUCCUUCUAGCCUAGUUGAAUUGAAUCUUAAGGACUGUUUAAGGCUUGAAAGUCUUCCCAGCAGUGUUUGUAAUUUGGAAUCUCUUCAUCACCUUACUCUUUCAGGUUUGUCAAAUCUAAAGUUUGUUUUAGGGAUCCCAUGCAAUAUAAAAGAGUUACAUUUAGAUGGAACUGCUAUAAAAGAAUUAUCUUCGUCAAUUGAGAAUGCAUCCAGUCUAGUAAGAUUGACUCUUAAAGAUUGUUCAAGCCUUGAGAGUCUUCCAGACGGUAUUUGUAAAUUGAAGUCUUUAAGAUAUCUUUGCAUCUCUGGUUGUUCGAAACUUGCCAGAUUGCCUGAAGACAUAGGAAAUUUAAAAAGCUUGGAAGUGCUAGAAGCUAAUGGAGUUACUAUAAGAGAAUUACCUUCGUCUAUUGUACGUUUGGAAAACCUUCAUGAUUUAUCUUUAGAGAGAUUGGAGAGAUGUAACAGUCAAGAGCUGCUGUGUUCGCUAUCCUGUGCUUUCACAGGUUUGCUAUUUUUAAAGAGAUUAAGUUUGAAUCACUGCAAUAUCACAAAAUUACCUGAUAAUAUUGGCCAGUUGUCCUUACUUAGAGAUUUAGAAUUAGCUGGAAAUAGUUUUGAGAGCGUACCAACAAAUAUCGUGAACCUCUCUAACUUAUGGCUCCUUGACAUAAGGUUUUGUAUGAGGCUUCAAUCCUUACCAAAACUUCCUUGUAAGAUACUACAACUAAAGGCAGAGGGUUGCAAAUUGCUGUAAGCAUUAUCAAGUUUGAUAAUUCCAAAUCGUGGAUUGUACAACCGGAGAUUUAGCUUCAUCAACUGCCUAAAUCUGGAUUGGAAUGUUCUCAAAAACGUUUUGAAUGAUGCUUUAUCGGAAAUGUACUCUCUAUGGUUGGAAUUUAGAGAGCGUGGAGUUGGCCUUCCAGACGGUGUCAUGUGUUUCCCUGGAAGUGAAAUUCCAGAUUGGUUUAACAUUCAAAGUUGUGGAUCUUCUAUAGAGCUACCACAAGGUUCAUUCAAUCAUAAGUUUUUGGGUUUAGUCUUUUGU